CCUGGCCAGGGGCGGACUGACCAUUUGGAAACUCAGCACUGCCCGGGGCAGAUAGGGGAUCGUGGGGCCCCUGUGUCCUUGCCCAAACUCAAAAAAGCCUAUGAAAAAGGUACCAGGGGCAUCUCAUGGGGCCCCUUACUGACCCCGGGCCCUCGGGCAGUGCCCGAGUUUCCAAAUGGUCAGUCCGCCCCUGGUGCGGACAUAGACACAGCCCACUGUUCUCUUUGGGGCGGUCGGAAUUUAAAUGGACCGCCUGUCCAUUUACACCCGAUGGCCAUCCGAUCCGCU
Staurois parvus is the source of this 288-nucleotide messenger RNA. Lineage: Eukaryota; Metazoa; Chordata; Amphibia; Anura; Ranidae. The record is from the annotation of a GenBank genome assembly.